Messenger RNA from Anoplopoma fimbria (sablefish), 2210 nucleotides. RefSeq lists its product as uncharacterized. Gene Ontology annotation, cellular component: nucleus. The transcript has 5 exons. Lineage: Eukaryota; Metazoa; Chordata; Actinopteri; Perciformes; Anoplopomatidae. Bases 473 to 1528 code for a protein of 351 amino acids. The record is from RefSeq and is a predicted model, not a curated record.
CACCAUCUCAUUAACUAUUCUUGCCAUUGUGGUAUUCCUCGUGAAGUGAGGUUACGCGAAGUGCUUCAUUACCCAUUUCUGAUUAAAGCAGCGCUAGCUAACGUAGCAGCGAGAGCUAGCAUAGUGUGCUGUUGUGUAACAUUGGACCAAAGCUAGCGUGCCAAACCGUGCUGCACGAUGUGAGGUACAUUAAAUAGCUGGUACGUGUUAAAACAACCAGGGCAAUGUAGGUAUUAAGGCAGAAUUUGAGUUGUUGCUGCGAGUUAGCUCUACUUAUAGCUAACAAGCUAACCAGGUGUAGCGUCGUCCAUUGUCCGUUCACUCUCUCACGGCUAGCACUGACAUUGUUAUCACGCUAAACCUGCUCCAUGUCCCUACUUAACGCACAACACCGCCUGACAGACAGCUGGAGAAGCUGAGGCUCUGCAGAGACUACAAAGUAGCUGGAUACCUAUUGACACUUUUGGGGAGGAUGUCUUCACCAGUAUACUACAACCAAGACAGUGUUAUUCGCUUCAAGAAAAGAAAAGCUCGCUUCUCUUUCAGUGAAGUCCACAUACUUUUGGAUGAAGUGAGGAAGCAUCGGAUGGUUGUUGUGGGCAAAUUCAAUCGUGGCGUGCAAACAGACGUGAAGAAGCGCACGUGGGCAGAGAUCACCGCACGUGUCAAUGAGAUCGGGGAGUGCCAACGGGAGGUCAUCGAGGUCAUCAAGAAAUGGUCUGAUCUGAAGUGUGACACCAAGCGGAAAGUGGCUGCCAUGCGGUCAGGGACAGUGCCCAACAGGGGCCUCAACUCUCGGCUCUCCCGAGACCUUAAUCAGACUGAGAAAAUAGUGAUGCAGAUCCUGGAGAUGGACCAGGAAGACCAGAGCUCGGCCGACUUUGGCCCGCUGGGAGAUGAUGACGAUGUGCCGGAUGAGGAGGAAGAAAUGGAUGAGGACGAUAUGAUUGGAAUGCAGAGUUCUCCUAAUGGCGCGUCUGACGUGGCUUUGCCCCCAGCAACCUCCUACGGCACGAGUGAGUGCCAAAAACGGGAAACUUCACAAUCUGCCUUCGAUGUGCAAUACGAAGUACCUGCAACGGAAGAUGCUGACGCCCCAUUCGGGGACUCGGACGAUGACCAAAGGGAUGAGGCGCCUCCUUCCACCCAAGCUUCAAAACCAACAGAGGACCGCCAAGGAAACAACGGGAUCCAGAAGCAAGGACAGCCGCAGACGUCCUCCACGGCGUCGACGUUGACGGCCAAUCUUCCAACGUCGGGUCAGCCCUCGCAGAGCACGAGGGACAGCAUUCUGCACAGUGCAUCGCUGAGCCUUCAAGAACAGCACGCCACCAACAUCCUGUUAGAGACAGUUUCACGCUCCCUGGAGCUUCUGUCCGAGUCGGUGCAGCAGCUGGCGGAGACCCAGCAGGAGUUUGUGCGUGAGUCGCUGCAGCUCCAGCGGGAGACGGUGCAGGUUCUCAGAGACUUCACGGGCGGAGCCAUCGCACUCAUGCACGACAAACUGAACGGACGGCCGGCGUUGUAGCCAAAGAGUGUCAGACAGAGAUGCUCAGUUGUACCACUGACUGCACACAUGGCCUUCAGGUGCAGGAACCAUUAAGUUCCUUCAGACUCCACUGCUGGUUACUGUACUUUUUGAUAGUACCCAACAGAUUUUCUGUUGUUCUAUUUUAAAACUGUAUUUGUAGAAACAUUGCAUCGAUUGAUUUACUGUCUGUGAGGUUACAGGAAGAUGGAUUGAGAAAAUAACCAAUGUUAGCGUUACGAAAGAACAUGUGGAGGUUUUUGCUACUGAAAGUGAGUCUCCUACCACUUAAGCUGUAAAGCAUUUUUUUUUAUAAAGCAUACACCACAUUUAAAGCCUUUACAUUCUUGUAACGUUGACAUGCAAAAAUGAAUCUUUGAUUUUUAAAAAGUUGGGUCAAAUUCGUUUGUGUGUCCUGGUAUAAGUUGUAGUUGCAUCAUUGUCUGGAGAUUAUCACAUGUACUGUAAUGGUGAGUGGAUUUCUGCACCUGGCCAUUAUAUGGUCUUAAUGUCUGGAGGCUAAACAAGGUGUGUAAGAUAUUUUUGAAAAUACCUGUAACUGAAUAAGUUGGGAUUGACUGAUUUUUAUUUUAUUUUACAUUGCCAACAUGAAUGAACACUUGAAUAUGAACGUUUCAGUAAUUUCUUUUAAAUAUGAAAUAAACCCCUCCUUUAAAAUGUA